AUGGAGGCGUCCACCCACGGCUCGUGCUCCGGCUCCGGCUUUGGCAUCGAUUCUCUGCUGUCCCACAGACCCGGAAGUCCGGUGGUGGUCGUCACCAAGGGUAACGGCGGUUUGGAGAGAGAAUGCCGGUCGCCGGCGGAGUUCAGCGCCGCGUCGGACCCGGAGAGCGCGUGCUCGAGCCCGCCGUCACCGAGGCGCGAGGAGCGCGAGGAAGACGAGGAGCACGAGGCGCACGAGCAGAGGCGAGGCCGCGCGCUCGCGCUGCCGUCCCACACGCACCACGGCCCGGUGUCCGCCGCGCCCCAGCCGCGCACCGUCACCUCGUCCUUCCUGAUCAGAGACAUCCUGGCCGACUGCAAGCCGCUGGCCGCGUGCGCGCCGUAUUCCAGUAACGGGCAACCGACGCACGAGGCGAGCAGGUUAGCGUCUAAAGUGGCGGAUGAGUUCAUCGAGAAAAUCCACAGCAACUCGUCCUCAGACGGAGAAUACAACAAAGUGAAAGAAGAAGGAGACAGAGAGAUCUCCAGCAGCAGAGACAGCCCCCAGGUGCGGCUGAAGAAGCCGCGGAAAGCGCGCACCGCCUUCACCGACCACCAGCUCGCGCAGCUCGAGCGCAGCUUCGAGCGCCAGAAAUACCUGAGCGUGCAGGACCGCAUGGAGCUCGCGGCCUCCCUGAACCUCACCGACACGCAGGUGAAGACCUGGUACCAAAACAGGAGGACGAAGUGGAAGAGGCAGACGGCGGUGGGACUGGAACUCUUAGCGGAAGCCGGGAACUACUCGGCCCUACAGAGGAUGUUUCCAUCGCCGUAUUUCUACCCGCAGGGUCUGGUGUCGGGUCUGGACCCCGGCGCGGCCGCGCUGUCCUACCUGUGCCGGGGCGCCGGAGCUCCUCCCCCCGCUGCUCCUGCGGCUCUGCAGCGGCCUCCGCUCGUACCGCGGAUUCUCCUGCACGGGCUGCAGGGCGGACACGAGCCUCCGCCGCCUCUCCCCCCGCUGCCCGGGGUGGUACUGCCCAGACCCACCCCACCGCGAUGA
Neoarius graeffei (lesser salmon catfish) is the source of this 1038-nucleotide messenger RNA. It is a transcript of the gene barhl1b, whose product is annotated as BarH-like homeobox 1b. The record is from RefSeq and is a predicted model, not a curated record. Lineage: Eukaryota; Metazoa; Chordata; Actinopteri; Siluriformes; Ariidae. Gene Ontology annotation, biological process: regulation of DNA-templated transcription. Bases 1 to 1038 code for a protein of 345 amino acids. The transcript is spliced from 3 exons. Gene Ontology annotation, molecular function: DNA binding; DNA-binding transcription factor activity, RNA polymerase II-specific.